AUGCUUCCGAAGGUCCUUCUUAUUGCGGUCUUGGCUUUGGCCUAUGUCACUGCGAAUCCAGCGAUCGACAAUUCUGAUGAAGAUGGUGAGAAUAGAUCAUCUCAAUUUCCAAUGUUUCUUUUUUAGAAUUUUCUGAUCUCAUCGGGGCAGAUGAAGGCUUGGUUCCUUUUGAAUACGGUGAGUUUCAACAAAAGGGAAGAAAAUUAUAACUGCAGAGUUUGCAGCUCUGAUGUCGCCAGAUGGAGACUUGAUUCCCAAUGAAUUUGGUGAGAAUGCGCUCUGAAGACGUUCAUAAGUGGAAAAGUUGCAGCUGUCAUGUCGCCUCAACUUCGUAGAUUCCUGCGCUGUGUGAGAGGAUGCCGCAGACGCAGAGCCGGUCCGCGUUGCUCCAAGAGAUGCGUCAAGACUCAUCCCUUCCCUGUAGGAAUACCAAUGAGAUCAGAAGUUCUGAAGAAGUUUUUUAGGCUUCUGGAGGCGGCGGCAGCAGUGGCGGCGGAGGCGGCGGCGGCGGAGGUGGCGGUGGAGCCGCAACUCCAGCUCCGGCCGCGACGACGACUGCAGCUGGAGGAGCUGCGACUACGGCUGCCGGAACUGCGGGUGGAGAAACGACUACUGCCGCCGCAACCACUACUGGUGCGUUGAGAUUGAGGCUCCUUUCAAAUCAGUUUUCUCCCUUUCAGCUGCUGCUUAAGUUUCUGCUCGAGUUCCUCUACAUCACUCCUGUGGACGGCCGCUAA
Molecule: messenger RNA, 737 nt
Organism: Caenorhabditis auriculariae
Lineage: Eukaryota; Metazoa; Nematoda; Chromadorea; Rhabditida; Rhabditidae
Source: the annotation of a GenBank genome assembly